Molecule: messenger RNA, 1593 nt
Organism: Vicia villosa (hairy vetch)
Lineage: Eukaryota; Viridiplantae; Streptophyta; Magnoliopsida; Fabales; Fabaceae
Exons: 3
Coding region: 1-1593 (530 amino acids)
Source: RefSeq, a predicted model, not a curated record
AUGGCUGAAGGAGAACCACUACCAAGGGGUCCGUGUGUUAAUAGUCCAAGGAGAAAUGUUCAGUUUGCGAGAAAUGCAAGAAAUUCUGAGAUGAAGACCGGUAUUCUCCAAAUUUUAUAUUCAACUCCUUUUGCCAGUCUUGACCAUGAAGACCCUUACACUCCCCUUACAAAGUUCUAUGAGAUUGCUGGAGCUGUCGGAGCUCCCGAAAAGGAGGAAGAGCAAGUGUUUCAGAGGUUGUUCCCACAUUCGUUGAUUGGGAAGGAUAAAGAUUGGUAUCUGGAUCAACCGACUCAAACAAUGACAAAUUGGAAUGACUUAGAAGAAAAGUUUCUUGAAAGGUUCUUUCCUCAGUCAAGGUUUUUCGAUGCUAAAACUGCUAUUUCAGUGUUCUCUCAAGGUGUCAAUGAAUCUCUUAAUGAAGCAUGGGAGAGGUACAAGUCAAUGCUUAGGAAUUGUCCAACUCAUGGGUUUGAUGAUCGAACUCAAAUUCACAUUUUUCGCAAUGGUCUUCAACCUCAACCAAAACUUUUGUUGGAUGCUACUGCUGGAGGUUCGUUUAUGGCAAAAACUUCUGAAGAGGCAAUUGAGAUUAUUGAGAAGAUGGCGCGGAAUGAUCACCAAGUUCAACAUAAUCGAGGAGUUGUUCAAAAGAAACCGAGACUUAUUGAAUUGGGGACCAAUGAUGUGAUUCUUGCUAAAAAUAAGUUACUUUCUCAACAAGUGGAAGAACUCACCAAGCAAAUGGCAAGGCUUCCUCAACAAUUGAAAGAAAUGCAAGAUCGUAACAAGAACAACCAAGUUGCUUUGUGUGAGCUUUGUAGCGGAGACCACCUUAUCGGAUAUAUUCCACCGAAUUUUGAGACUCAAGUUGGUCAACUAGCUAAUCAAUUGGCCGAGAAACAAACUGGACCAUCAUUCACGGCGAAUACUCAAACUAAUCCUAAGGAGCAUUGUAAGGCGGUUGUGGCUAGGAGUGGAAGAGUACUUGAAAGUGAAGUUAGGAAGGAGGUUGAAAAGGAGGAAGUUAGUAUAGAGAAGGAAAAAGAAGUAGAGAAAGCUUUGGAGCAAAUGCCAAAAUAUGCUAAGUUUAUGAAGGACGUCCUCACAAAGAAGAGAAGUUACACCGAGCCUGAAACGGUUAUUCUUGAUGCCAAGUGUAGUGCAAUUAUUCAAUGUACUUUACCGAGGAAGGAGAGAGAUCCUGGAAGAGUCACUUUUUCGGUUACUAUUGAUGAUAUUCAUGUUGGAAUAGGUUUGAUUGAUUUGGGUUCAAGUAUCAAUUUGAUUCCAUUGUCCAAGGUUAAGAGGUUAGGAAUUAUUGAUAUGAAGGAUACAAGAAUGACAUUACAAUUAGCGGAUAAGUCUACAACUCGCCCUUAUGGGAUAGCGGAGGACUUGCUUGUGAAAGUUGACAAGUUCUUGUUUCCGAUUGAUUUUGUUGUUAUUGACAUGGAGGAAGAUAAUGAUACACCAUUGAUACUAGGAAUACCUUUUAUGAAGACGACAAGGAUGAUGAUUGACAUUGAUGAUGGUUUGAUGAAAUUGAGAUUUCAAGAUGAAGAAGUUUGUUUUAAUUUGUUUGAGCGAUGA